CACGCCCACGGCGCCCCCCGCAGUGACUUGCAACGAGACGAAGCCGGCGGCCACGGCCAGAGUUAAAAUCCACACAGAGAGAGAAGUAGAGGACAAAGGAACCUCAGCUCAGCAGCCCACAGCCGGCUGACGACCACUCCACCGUCUCCCUCUUCCUCAAUCUCUCUCUCUCGGUUCUCUUCCUCUUCCCAGCACAUUUGGCACGCUUGGCUUGCAUUCAACUCGGUGCCGCCGGAUCCAACCAAUUUUGCUUGCCGCCCCGCCCGCGCUCUGUCCCUCUCCCGAACACUCUCCAGCCGCGUCUUUUCUCGCUUUAAAGCUCUCCCUGCCUACCAUUGUCCGCCAGCUUAAUUGGCUUCACUAGUACAAGGACUCAGUAUUCCUCUGCUUCUGUCUUGCUCCUCCCCUGCAAUGGCCAAGCAACGCACGGACAGCGCCGGCACCGAUGCCGCCGCCGUCCAAUUGACGAAGCCGAAGCGGACGCGGAAGAGCGUGCCGCGGCGGGAGAGCCCCUCGCGCCGCACCUCGGCGUACCGCGGCGUCACGCGGCACCGGUGGACGGGGCGGUUCGAGGCGCACCUGUGGGACAAGAACACCUGGACCCAGUCGCAGAGGAAGAAGAAGGGCAGGCAAGUUUAUCUCGGGGCGUACGGCGGCGAGGAAGCGGCGGCGCGCGCCUACGACCUGGCGGCGUUGAAGUACUGGGGCCGCGACACCGUCCUCAACUUCCCGUUGUCUAACUACGACGAAGAGUGGAAAGAAAUGGAGGGGCAGUCCAGGGAAGAAUACAUCGGAUCCCUCCGGAGGAAAAGCACUGGCUUCUCAAGAGGGGUGUCCAAGUACAGAGGCGUCGCAAGGCAUCACCACAACGGCAAAUGGGAGGCGAGGAUUGGGCGUGUCUACGGCAACAAGUAUCUCUACCUGGGCACAUAUGUAACACUGCUCGCUUCAUCGGCGGAACAAGAUCGAGUUUACCUACACGCUGGCCAUGUUUUCGAAUUUGGAGGGACGCAGGAGGAGGCGGCCAUGGCGUACGACAUCGCGGCGAUCGAGCACCGCGGGCUCAACGCCGUCACCAACUUCGACGUCAGCCGCUACAUCGACUGGCACCGCCGCCUCUGCCGCGACCUCGGCGACAACAUCAUCACACCCCUAACGAACCCAACCGUCGACCUCGAGGAAGCCAUGGCCGGCGACGACGACGACGGCCAAUUUCUGCUCCCGUCCCAGGCGACGACGCCGCCGUCCACGUCGUCCGCGCUCGGCCUGCUGCUGCUGUCGCCGAGGCUCAAGGAGGUGAUCGAGGGAUCAGGGGCCGCGAGCGCGAUGGCCGCGUCGACUUCCGAGAGCAGCGCCGCCGGCUCCCCCCCGCCGUCUUGGUCUUCGUCUUCCUGUUCCCCUUCCCCGCCCUCGCCCUCGCACUCGCCGCCGGAGACCCAGCAGAAGCAGCAGCAGCAGGAAUACGGCGCUUCGGCUGCGGCGGCGCGGUGCAGCUUCCCGGACGACGUGCAGACGUACUUCGGGUGCGAGGACGGCUGCGCGGAGGUGGACACCUUCUUGUUCGGGGACCUGAGCGCCUACGCCGCGCCCAUGUUCCAGUUCGAGCUGCUGGACGUUUGAUUUUGAGAAAUUCCUUGUUUAAUUUGUUGUAUUCGUAGAUGCUAAAGAAGAGAGGGAAAAGCUCGAGUGAUUAACUUGCAGGAGCAGAGGAUUAGGGUAUAUCUGGUUCCUUCGCUGUCCUUGCCUAGCUUAGGCUCAGUUGCCUCGCAUGAUUUUUCAGCUAGGUUGGAGAUAAUACUAUUGGGAGAAGUUUGCACAGAUUAUAGAACGGUCCGUCCAUCGUUGAAAUGUAAGAAUGCAAGUCAGGAGGUUAAUUCUUCUAUCGAAAUAUAUAUAGUUCGAAAUCUUUUUUAUUAAAA
Brachypodium distachyon (stiff brome) is the source of this 1919-nucleotide messenger RNA. RefSeq names its product AP2-like ethylene-responsive transcription factor At1g16060. NCBI's taxonomy places the organism in Eukaryota, Viridiplantae, Streptophyta, Magnoliopsida, Poales, Poaceae. Gene Ontology annotation, molecular function: DNA-binding transcription factor activity; DNA binding. The record is from RefSeq and is a predicted model, not a curated record. Gene Ontology annotation, biological process: regulation of DNA-templated transcription. Bases 412 to 1620 code for a protein of 402 amino acids. The transcript is spliced from 8 exons.